Messenger RNA from Lindgomyces ingoldianus, 345 nucleotides. RefSeq lists its product as uncharacterized. The transcript is spliced from 3 exons. The record is from RefSeq and is a predicted model, not a curated record. The coding region runs from base 1 to 345 and encodes 114 amino acids. Lineage: Eukaryota; Fungi; Ascomycota; Dothideomycetes; Pleosporales; Lindgomycetaceae.
AUGUUCCAAGCUGACCAGAAAAACAAGGCCGAGCAACACAAGCAGAGCAGACAAAAAAAGAUCAAUCAAUUAAUACAAUCAAUCAUCAUCCCAUACAUCAUAUCCAAACCCAUCAUUCAUCUUAGGAAGCCUAGAAACAGUCUUGGCGCUGCGGUCGUUGCGGGCACUGCGGUCACUGCAGGCAACCUAUGCCUAAUCUGUCUUUCGCCAGCCGGGGGCCUCCGGCCCGUCACGUGGUUGGCAAAGGUUCCACUCAUGCCAGGCUGCAUGGAUAAAACGCCAAAGGUGCACCAUCGGAGGCUCGGCAUUGCACCAGCCCGACGAACUCCGAUGCCCCCUGCUUAA